AUGGCUCCGGCCGGCCGCGGACCGCAGCUCUCCCUGCUGGCCUGCCUGCUGCUCCUGGCUCCAGGGGUUUGCUCCGGGGGGUCGGACGCUCCUCGGGGAGUCGCCCUGGGCUUCGUUUUCGACCCCAAAGCGAAGUGCGAGCCGCCGUGCGAACACGGAGGAGUCUGCAUCCGAAACAACACCUGCUUCUGCUCCAAGGGAUACGAGGGAGAGACCUCCAACUGUUACCCCAAAUGUAAGAACGGAGGAGAGUGUCUUCGUCCCGGGAAAUGCAGAUGUCCUCCUGGGUUCGGAGGCAGAUACUGUCACAAAGUGACCUGCGACGGGGGGUGCUGGAACGGAGGGGAGUGCACCGCCGUCCACGGCGCGGCCACGUGCAUCUGCCCCUCCAGCUGGGCCGGGAACGGAGGGGUGUGCGUGGCCCCGGGAAUCUGCAGCUGUCCGGAGGGAUGGCUGGGCGGCGCCUGCCACACCGCGGUGUGCGCUCGGCCCUGCCUGAACGGAGGGAAGUGCAUUUCCCCCAACAAGUGCCACUGUCGCCCCCCUUUCUCCGGACCUCACUGCGGGGAGAAGAAGAAGCCACACUAGAGAGGAACAAGGCCUGUGAGGACGAUUACUUCUGCUCACCUCGUUGUUUUGUCUGUGCGAUGCUCUUUUAAAGAAGCAACCCUGUUUAACUUUUUUUUAAUCGAACAAUACUUUCAGUACUGUAAUUUGUUAUGACAUGGGGGUAAAAAAUGGCAUUUUAUGUUUUCUUAAUAUUCAUUAAAAAAGAAGAGAAAGAAAGAGAUG
Messenger RNA from Menidia menidia (Atlantic silverside), 792 nucleotides. The record is from the annotation of a GenBank genome assembly. NCBI's taxonomy places the organism in Eukaryota, Metazoa, Chordata, Actinopteri, Atheriniformes, Atherinopsidae.